CAACCAAUUUGUUCAUUUCCCUUGCAUUAGCCAAAUCUUUCUCGUCACCAUCUAUUUAGACCCCUGCCUGUAGUUCUUUCAUUUAUAUAUAUCUUCGACAAACUCCUGUUUUUCUUUUGAAUCCUUUUUUUCUAUAUAUGUGAAUAAACUAAACUAAGGAAAAACAGAUAAAAUACGAUCAAAGAAAGAAUUAAGACAUGGCUCGCCACAUUAUUGUUGUUGCCCUUGUUUUCAUAGCUAUUGUUGGGGCAUUUGCUGCUGAUAUAUCACCGUCACAGGCCCCAUCAAGAGCUACCAAGACUUUUGCUCCUUAUGGGUCGCCAUCUUCAUCCUCCAAUACUAUCAGCGCUAGCCCAAGCGAGAGCCCUAGCCCAAGCGGGAGCCCUGAGGAAAGCAGCAAAGGACCCUCUGCUGACUCUCCCGAUUCAGAUUCUGAUGAAGAUACCGAUGAAGAUGAAGAAGCUGAAGGACCAGAUUCUGAUGAUGACAGUGACUACAGUGCAUAAUUCAAUUCAAUGAUGCUUAUUAAAGCUUCAACAUUACUUUUGCAUUUGCAUAAAUCACAGUCUUUGUAGUAGUUUCCAAAGUACUUUCCCUUGUUUCGGUGUUAAACCUAAAACCAUUUACUUGUUUCUCUUCUCUUUUCUUGGAGCACGUCCAAGCAAUUAAAUCUAAUAUGUACUAUAUUAGAAUUUUCUUUCAAUGCACGGAAUGUUUAGUUAACUAGCUAAAUUCUUUGUCCGACCAUUCGCCAACUAUUUGCCACGUGUAU
This is a messenger RNA of Gossypium raimondii (Peruvian cotton), 772 nucleotides long. RefSeq lists its product as uncharacterized. The coding region runs from base 198 to 506 and encodes 102 amino acids. The transcript has a single exon. NCBI's taxonomy places the organism in Eukaryota, Viridiplantae, Streptophyta, Magnoliopsida, Malvales, Malvaceae. The record is from RefSeq and is a predicted model, not a curated record.